CUCAUUGGGUGUCGGAUGUCUAGAGAAGCCAAUCAGCGUCGCCGCGGUCUCAGUUCUACAGUCCCCACGCGCCCAUCCGGGAUCAGAGUCUCCUCAGACGCCAAGAUGCGGGUCAUGGCGCCCCGAACCCUCCUUCUGCUGCUCUCGGGGGCCCUGGCCCUGACCGAGACCUGGGCCGGCUCGCACUCCUUGAGGUAUUUCGGCACCGCCGUGUCCCGGCCCGGCCGCGGGGAGCCCCGCUUCAUCUCCGUGGGCUACGUGGACGACACGCAGUUCGUGCGGUUCGACAGCGACGCCGCGAGUCCGAGGACGGAGCCGCGGGCGCCGUGGGUGGAGCAGGAGGGUCCAGAGUAUUGGGAAGAGGAGACACGGAGAGCCAAGGCCCGCGCACAGGCUGACCGAGCAGACCUGGGGACCGCGCUCCGCUACUACAACCAGAGCGAGGCCGGGUCUCACACCAUCCAGUGGAUGGCUGGCUGCGACCUGGGACCCAACGGGCGCCUCCUCCGCGGGUAUCACCAGUCCGCCUACGAUGGCAAGGAUUACAUCGCCCUGAACAGGGACCUGCGCUCCUGGACCGCCGCGGACAUGGCGGCUCAGAACACCCAGCGCAAGUGGGAGGCGACCCGUUAUGCGGAGCGGUUCAGAGCCUACCUGGAGGGGCCGUGCUUGGAGUGGCUCCGCAGAUACUUGGAGAACGGCAAGGAGACGCUGCAGCACGCGGAUCCCCCAGAGACACACGUGACCCACCACCCCAUCUCUGACCAUGAGGCCACCCUGAGGUGCUGGGCCCUGGGCUUCUACCCUGCGGAGAUCACACUGACCUGGCAGCGGGAUGGGGAGGACCAAACUCAGGACAUAGAGUUUGUGGAGACCAGGCCAGCAGGAGAUGGAACCUUCCAGAAGUGGGGAGCUGUGGUGGUGCCUUCUGGAGAAGAGCAGAGAUACACGUGCCAUGUGCAGCACGAG
Cercocebus atys (sooty mangabey) is the source of this 969-nucleotide messenger RNA. RefSeq names its product class I histocompatibility antigen, Gogo-B*0103 alpha chain-like. The record is from RefSeq and is a predicted model, not a curated record. The annotation marks the transcript as partial. Lineage: Eukaryota; Metazoa; Chordata; Mammalia; Primates; Cercopithecidae. Gene Ontology annotation, biological process: immune response; positive regulation of T cell mediated cytotoxicity; antigen processing and presentation of endogenous peptide antigen via MHC class Ib. The transcript has 4 exons. Gene Ontology annotation, molecular function: signaling receptor binding; peptide antigen binding. Gene Ontology annotation, cellular component: external side of plasma membrane.